Molecule: messenger RNA, 950 nt
Organism: Oncorhynchus kisutch (coho salmon)
Lineage: Eukaryota; Metazoa; Chordata; Actinopteri; Salmoniformes; Salmonidae
Product: nucleoside diphosphate kinase A
Exons: 5
Coding region: 233-688 (151 amino acids)
Biological process (GO): CTP biosynthetic process; GTP biosynthetic process; UTP biosynthetic process
Molecular function (GO): nucleoside diphosphate kinase activity
Source: RefSeq, a predicted model, not a curated record
CAUUAGGUUGUUACGACCCACAUAAAGAGGGAGGUGGUACAACACGGAUAAACCAACAUUUAUUCGUUCCAGCUCAUGUAUUUCGUUGAACCCGUAUGGCAGUCCCCGCCUCCGUGUAUAAAAGCAAGAAACAAAUAGUACAAUCUGGCCUGGAUUACUGGGAGCACAGCAUUAGCGGAAAUAACCCGCCCAGCUCACUGUCCGUCGCGAACACGCUCAGUCACCAAGCGCCAUGUCAAACGAGGAGCGGACGUUCAUUGCCAUCAAGCCAGAUGGAGUUCAGAGGAGGCUUGUCGGAGAUAUCAUCAAGAGAUUUGAGCUAAAGGGCUUCAAACUGGUGGGGAUGAAAUUCAUCCAGGCCCCAGAGUCUCUGCUGAAGAAGCACUAUGCCGACCUGAAGGACAGACCCUUCUUCCCUGGUCUCGUCAGCUACAUGGCCUCCGGCCCAGUGGUGGCUAUGGUGUGGGAAGGGUUGAAUGUGGUGAAGACCGGCAGAGUGAUGCUAGGAGAGACCAACCCUGCCGACUCCAAACCCGGCACCAUCCGAGGAGACUACUGCAUCCAAGUGGGCAGGAACAUCAUCCAUGGCAGUGACUCCGUAGAGAGUGCUAACACAGAGAUCAACCUGUGGUUCAAACCUGAGGAGCUGUGCAGUUACACUAGCUGCUCCAGCAGCUGGCUCUACUGAGGAGCUGAAGGCUACAAGUUGCCCCCAGGCACAGGUCUAGGAUCAGUUUACCAUCCAUAAACCAUAACCAUCAGCAUUAGAAGGGGGAAUAUAAAUCUCUUCCUGGCCACUGAGGACCACACCACUUCCUGUUCAUCUUCUGUACCCAUCUGUAAUUGGUCCAUCGCUGAUUCCAUUCAUUCCUCCGGACGUACAGUUGUCAUAGUGAAAAUGUUUUUUGUAAUUUGUUCAGCUUUCCAAUAAAAAAAAUCACAACCCCUUA